ACCGACGCUUUGAAUCGAAUCUGUUCGGAAGCUCUCGACUCUGGCAUAACCAUAAUCGGAAUUAUUCGGCUAUCUCCGGACCUAAGGCUGAGACGCUGUGGCGCUUGGGUGUUUGGGGCUGGUCCGGGACCGGAAGUGCGUGGGCUUCCCGGCUGGCCCUCCUUAGGGUUUUCAGGAAACCUGGAAGCGGCGGCGAUAGUUGGAGUCUAAACACUCUUGUGACGGUCUCCGAGUGCCCUGUGAGAGGAAAGGGGAGGAUGCCACUGGGAUCAUCUUCCUCUUCGAUGCCGCUAUCCUUCCCUUCUCCCUUACCCUCGGUACCAGACAAUAUUUCUAACUCUUCCCCUCCCCCAAUGUCUUACAUCACUUCCCAGGAGAUGAAGUGUAUUCUUCACUGGUUUGCCAGCUGGUCAGGUCCUCAGCGUGAACGUUUCCUACAGGACCUGGUAGCUAAGGCAGUACCGGGAAAAUUGCAGCCACUGCUGGAAAGUCUGGAGCAGCUUAGCGUGUCUGGAGCAAACCGACCACCUUGUAUCUUUGAGUGCCAGCUACGUCUUUGGGAUCAGUGGUUUCGAGGUUGGGCUGAGCAGGAGCGCAAUGAAUUUGUCAGGCAGCUGGAGGUCAGUGAGCCAGACUUCGUGGCAAAGUUUUACCAAGCAGUGGCUGCUACCGCUGGUAAAGACUAAUAGGCCUUAAAAUCAAAGAAGAUAACCAGAGCUAAUGGAGCCGAGGCCACAACUUUACCAUGAGAGCUUCAAAUGUAUCACUUAAAGGCCUGGGGAUGGUGUCCCGAUCAGCUGACUGAACUCGCUGACCAGUACAGGCCUGGUGAUUUCAACAGCCGAUCAACUGGACUCCUAGUGUGAAUGUUUUCCAUCUAAGCAAAUCCAGAUCAGCAGUCUUUCUCCUAGCUUCUUUCCAAGAGAUGUCAAACCCUCAAGAAUUUAAAGACUUCUUUUACAACUAUAACCGAAAGGAAUCUACACAUUAUAACUCAAGCCUACUGCUGGCCCAUAGGGGUAUAAAGUAGAGCCCUUGUACUCCAGAAACAAGAGAGAAGGACAAUAAAAGGUCAUGUUUUUAUAAUUUAGCUGGAUUCAGAUGGCUGCUUUCACCACUGUUAGCAAAUUCUGGCAUAAUUAUGUGAUAUCCCAACUACUAGCUUUCCUAGUGAUGAUUUAGUAAAAUUAUGGAAAAAUCAGGAGAUGGAGAUAAUUAGCUGCUCCUUCCUCCACAGUGAUGUUUGUUUGAAUCCAAGUAGCAAUGACUUUUUUCUAAAGUAUAUGUGACAUCCUUGGAGCUGGUAUCAGAUGUUCCUAUUCUAUAAGUUUGCUUUACAAUAAUAUGAAAACAAGUGACAUUCUUUACAGGUUGAAGGGUUUAUUUUUUGUAUCAAAAUAAAGAACAAAUUUUCAGAAC
Messenger RNA from Balaenoptera acutorostrata (minke whale), 1419 nucleotides. RefSeq names its product chromosome 3 C14orf119 homolog (gene C3H14orf119). Lineage: Eukaryota; Metazoa; Chordata; Mammalia; Artiodactyla; Balaenopteridae. The coding region runs from base 258 to 686 and encodes 142 amino acids. The record is from RefSeq and is a predicted model, not a curated record. The transcript has 2 exons.